UUGUAUGCCCGUGUUUAUGUGUGUUGGUCAGGUGUAUGCAGAGCUGUGUGUGGUGGAGAAUAGGCAGGGGAUGACUGCUACCCCCCUCACUCCUUCACUGAGCCCUCAGGAUGAGAGCGAAUGUGAGGCACCAGGACUGCAUGCGGACUGCACGGCUCCACUCUCUGCACUGAUUUGGACAUGAAUUUGCAACCGCGCAAAAGAAACCAUGCAGACCUGAGCCAUUCUGGCAGCUUAUUUAUGUUUGGUUAAUUUUUUACAAGUUACAAGUGAUCUGAAGCCUGCUAUGGAGGACCUACUGAGUCAAAAUGAGUCUGAGCACUGACAAUGUCGCAAACUUGUAAAAUGGUUCCUCGGAACUCGAUGGACUGGAUGUGUCAUUCCAGGUCAACUCCACAAACAGCUCCGGGGGAAACCACACGGAGCCCAGUGAAGUGGACCUCACCAGAGCCAUCCCGCUCGGCUUGGUGCUGGGAGCCUUCAUCGUCUUCGCUAUCGCAGGCAACAUCCUCGUCAUCCUGUCGGUGGUGUGCAACAGGCACCUGCGGACGCCGACCAACUACUUCAUCAUCAACCUGGCCAUCGCCGACCUGCUGCUGGGCACCACGGUGCUCCCGGUGUCCGCCACUCUGGAGAUUCUAGACUACUGGGUGUUCGGCAGGAUCUUCUGUGAUAUCUGGGCGGCCGUGGAUGUCCUGUGCUGCACCGCGUCUAUCAUGAGCCUGUGCGUAAUAUCCAUCGACCGCUACAUCGGAGUGAGCCAUCCGCUUCAGUACCCGGGCAUCGUGACCGAGAAGCGCGCUCUGCUGGCCAUGCUGGGGGUGUGGGUGCUGUCGGUGGUCAUCUCCAUCGGACCCCUGUUCGGGUGGAAGCAGCCGCCGUCGCCGGACGACACGGUGUGUCCCAUCACGGAGGCGUUUUACGCGCUCUUCUCCUCCCUGGGUUCCUUCUACAUUCCCCUGGUCGUCAUUCUGGCCAUGUACUGCCGGGUGUACAUAGUAGCCAAACGGACCACUAAGAACUUGGAAGCCGGUGUGAUGAGGGAGAGGAUGAACUCCGGGGAGCUGACCCUGAGGAUCCACAAGGGCUCUCAGGUGCAGGAGGAGUCCGCCAACUCCGGCACAGGGAAAGGCCGGGCGCACCAAGCCAGAAGUUCCCUCACAGUGAAACUUCUCAAGUUCUCCAGGGAGAAGAAAGCGGCUAAAACUUUGGGAGUUGUGGUCGGCAUGUUUACGCUUUGUUGGCUGCCCUUCUUUCUCGCCUUACCAAUAGGGUCCUUUAAUGUGAACCUGCGUCCACCUGAUGUCCUCUUUAAGGUCAUCUUCUGGCUGGGAUAUUUCAAUAGCUGUCUGAACCCAAUCAUCUACCCCUGCUACAACCGUGAGUUCAAGCUGGCUUUCAUCCGCAUCCUUCGCUGCCAGUGUCACCAGCGCAAACGUCCCGGAUGGAAGGCAUACAAUUACCGCUCCUCUAACUUCAGCUCCUCUGGAAACUCACGCAAAGGCUCUACUGAUCACAAUUCCAGUUGUUUGAAUGGCAGCCAGCGUACUCUACCGUCCUCAGCCAGUCCGAGCCCCAGCUACCUUACCAAGGGUCUCCCGCCUUGUCCUGAGGGGGAAACAUUAUACAUCUGGGGCGCCACAACCCCGACUCCAUCCACCCCCAACCUACUGCCUGGCAGCCCCACAGACUGCCAGCUGGGAGCUCUGAGAGGGGACGUUAAAGGAGUCAAACCAGCUGAGGAAACCACUGGUAGUGUUUUUUCUUUCUCAUUUGGGAAGUUUCGAGACAAGGCAGGGAUUCAUAAAGACAUCAUGCCUGCAGAUAAAGUGUGACUGCUGAGCUCAACACAGGUUUGCCUCAUUCACUGUACAUGGACACAUGAUCACUCAUCAGUCAGUGCAUAGUCCUUGUCAUUAGUGGUCAGUGUAAGGUGAAGAUAUCCGAAUAAUGACUUUGCUGCUGUGUCCCAGGUAUUUUGUCCUAUUUUACUGUAUCUGUGGUCGACAGAGGGACAGAAAGACAUCCAAAGCACUUUCAAUGUUCUCUCUGGGAUUCGAAAGGCACUAAUGCAUGCAGCUUGAAGAGACAAAAACGUUGAAGGAAAAGGAGCCUGAUGUCAAAAAAUAUGUCCUCAGCUCAACUUCUCCUUCCACACUUUCAGUUAAAUGUAAAAAAUAAAACUGAACAUUACAGAAAAAAUUAUUAAAUGUAAAAUGUGUGAUAAGUAAAUCACCUUUCUUGCAGUCACUUGAUAUCUCCAUGGUAUGUUGUGGAAAUAAAGUAUAACUUGGUUUAUCUGCUGUGCGCACAAGUAAUCAGAUAUCAUCUUGUUUAUAUGUUUGAUGUUUGAGAAGUUCUGAAUAUAAGUAAUAAAGAUGUGAUUGAUACAUGAAUAAAUUUGCUCAAAUUAU
Messenger RNA from Sphaeramia orbicularis (orbiculate cardinalfish), 2414 nucleotides. NCBI's taxonomy places the organism in Eukaryota, Metazoa, Chordata, Actinopteri, Kurtiformes, Apogonidae. The record is from RefSeq and is a predicted model, not a curated record.